Molecule: messenger RNA, 3886 nt
Organism: Xiphophorus maculatus (southern platyfish)
Lineage: Eukaryota; Metazoa; Chordata; Actinopteri; Cyprinodontiformes; Poeciliidae
Gene: asah2
Product: N-acylsphingosine amidohydrolase 2
Exons: 21
Coding region: 123-2300 (725 amino acids)
Biological process (GO): long-chain fatty acid biosynthetic process; ceramide catabolic process; sphingosine biosynthetic process
Cellular component (GO): extracellular region
Molecular function (GO): N-acylsphingosine amidohydrolase activity
Source: RefSeq, a predicted model, not a curated record
ACAGGUAGAUAACAGCUGCAGUGUUCGGUGCUGGGAGAUAUUCUGGACUGUAGAGCACCGCUCAGGUCAAUAAACAAUCGCAAACGUUUCCUACUUGGUGCUGAAGCUACUCAGAUUAAAGCAUGGCAGCCAGGAGGUGUCCAGCUGUCCAGGUGGCGCUGAUCGUUCUGCUCGUCGUCAUGACAGCCGUCUGUGUGGCACUGAUUGUAGUGCUGACUACUGGUAAAAAAGACAAAGCCCCAGGGCCUCAGGACACAACUUACCUGAUUGGAGUAGGCCGAUCUGACUGCACACCACCGCCAGCUGAAAUCCCUCUGAUGGGUUAUGCAAAGCCUCAACAAACAGCUGCAGGAAUACACACACGUCUGUACAGUCGAGCCUUCAUCAUCGACGACGGGAGUCGAAGAGUCGUGUUCGUCACUGCUGAUGUGGGGAUGAUUUCUCAGAGGCUGCGGCUGGAGGUUCUCCAGGCACUGAAGGAGAAGUACGGAGACUUGUACAGACAUGACAACGUAGUUCUGAGUGGGACACACACCCACUGCGGACCGGCAGGAUAUUUCCAGUACACACUUUUUAUGCUCACUAGUAAGGGGUACAUCAAGGCAGCCGUGGAGCCUCUGGUCAACGGCAUCGUUAAGAGCAUAGACAUAGCUCACAGUAACAUGAAGCCAGGCAGGAUUUAUAGGAACAGAGGAGAGCUGGACGACAGCAACCUGAACAGAAGUCCUCACUCCUACAUGAACAACCCACAGAAUGAAAGGAACAGGUACAAGUCGAACACAGACAAAGACGUGUUGGUGCUGAAGUUCACAGAUCUGGAUGGCGACGGGAUUGGUAUGAUUAGCUGGUUUGCUGUGCAUGCUGUCAGCAUGAACUACACCAAUCGCAUGGUGAGCAGCGAUAACAUGGGUUAUGCUUCCUACCUGCUGGAGGAGGACAAGAACCCUGGAGAGCUACCUGGACAGGGGGGUUUUGUCGCGGGUUUCUCCUCCAGUAACCUUGGCGACGUCACUCCAAACACCAGAGGACCUUAUUGUGCGAACACUGGGCUACCCUGUGACUAUCUCAACAGUUCCUGCCCAGUCGGCGGGACUGUAAUGUGUCAGGCAUUGGGGCCAGGAAAAGACAUGUUUGACAGCACAAGUAUCAUUGGACACAACAUCUACUUGAAGGCCAAGGAAUUGUAUGCGAAUGCAGUGGAGGAGGUCACAGGUCCAGUCCAGUUUGCUCAUCAGUGGGUCAACAUGACGGACGUGACCGUCAAGAUCAACGACACGCACACGGUCAGGACAUGCAAACCAGCACUGGGUCACAGUUUUGCAGCAGGAGCGAUAGACGGGGGAGGAGACUUGAAUUUCACUCAAGGUGCUGUGGAAGGAGACCCCUUUUGGGAUGGGAUCAGGGAUGCUCUGGUGGGGCCACCAUCCAAUCAGACAAAGGAAUGUCAUCAUCCCAAACCCAUCCUCUUCAGCACAGGCGAGAUGAACUGGCCUCUGCCUUGGCAUCCUCAGAUUGUGGAUGUUCAGAUCAUCACCAUCGGAUCCGUGGCCGUCAUCGCUGUCCCUGGAGAAAUUACCACCAUGUCAGGAAGGAGGCUGCGAGAAGCGGUGAAAAACGAGCUGACGUCCGUGGACACCUUCAGGAACUCAGAGGUGGUGAUUGCCGGACUUAGUAACGUCUACACUCACUACAUAACCACGUAUGAGGAGUACCAGGUGCAGCGGUAUGAAGGAGCGUCCACCAUCUACGGUCCACACACACUCACUGCUUACCUGCACAAGUACCGUGAACUAGCCAAAGCCAUCGCCCAGGACAAAGUGUCAGAGCUGCCUGUUGGCCCUGAGCCUCCCUUCUUUACAAACAACCUCUUUAAUUUAAUGGCUGCAGCCGCGGUGGACAGGAAGCCUGAAAACAGCAGCUUCGGAGACGUUCUGGAGGAAGUUCUUCCCGUCUACAGGCUGGGUGACGUCGUCUCAGUCACAUUUGUAGCAGGAAAUCCUCGACAUUCAGGAGACAUUAGAGACCGGACAUUUGUCACAGUGGAGAUUUAUGACAACAGAACAGAAAGCUGGGAGGUUGUUUACAAUGAUGCGUCGUGGGAGACCAGGUUUCACUGGCUAAAGGGUUCAAAUCUACAGAACAAUGCCACAGUUGAAUGGUUCAUCCCCUCCUCUGCUCCUACUGGCUCCUACAGGAUCAGACACUUUGGACAUUACAAAGAGCUGAAAAGCCUGAGACCCGUCAUCACGCCGUAUGAAGGCUCGUCCGACGUCUUCUCGGUCAGGUCCAGCUACUAUUAAUCACAUGACCAACCGGUCCACAACCUUGAUCCUUCCUCUGAACUCCCAGAAUUGUUCCAUCAAGAUCUCAGAAGCAUUUGUUUAGAUUUAAGGAAUGAGCCACAACACAUUUGGAAAAAUAAUGUUUCUAAAUAGUAAAUUAUGAAAUAUAAAUUAAUUGCUUUGUGUAUAUUGGUAAGAAAUUUGUUGUCCUUGAUUCUGUAGCAUUUCCACUGUGUCUCAGACGUAUAAUCUUGUGUUUUUUGAGAACAAUUUUUCUCUGCACACGUUCAUUCUGUUUGUCUUUGUGGUCGUCUUUGCAGAUGUUUUGUCCUAUUUGUCCGACAUUGUCCGACCAUAUUUCUUCUCUUUUUUUUUUAUUUGUUAAAAUCUCUCACUAAGCCUCAGCUAAACAUUUAACUCAAUUAAAAAUGACAAACUCACGAUUAUAGCAAAAAUAUUUAUUUUAAACUUGUCUGUAUAGAAAUGUCUCAGCCAGGCCAGGGUUAUACAUUACAGGAACAAUAUUAAUCGUCACAGCAGCAUGGAUAAGGUCACUACAGCAACACUGACGUGCAUUCGGCGGUUUCAGGAAGUCGGCGGACAACUAGACCUCGGUCAAGUAAAACACAUUUCACCAGAGAGAUCGGGGGUUACAGAAGACUACCAAGGUUUCUUUGUACAUAACGGAACCCACAAGCUCGAUUAUGAUUAUUUUACACAUGCUUUUCCUCAACAACGGAGUACAUUUUCAUCUUUAAACAUGUGAUGUUCUGUUGUUUUUGUUUAGUUUUUUUUUCUUUUUCCUUUUAAGUCGGCAGUCUUAUGAAUCAUCAUCACAAACUCGGGGGAGAAAAAACGGAUUUGUUCUCCAGCUUUACUCGGCAUAUAAGUGUAAAAAUGCAUCAUGGUUCAGUUGGGAUCUACUGACGCACAGCCGUUACUCGUGUGACGUUUGACAUUUGAGCCCUGCAGCCUCUAGAAGCCCUUUUUUUUUCUCUCUCUUUCUCUCUCUACAUCUUGCACAUUCACAGAUUAUUUACAGGUUAUCUGUCGGCACGCUUAUCCCGAACAACUGAAACUCUUAUCCGUUGAAGAUAUGGAAAACUAAAUGCCACCGGAGCAACUUAAACCCGUUUGCAUAUUGAGUUUUUGGGUGAAAAUGAUUUUUCCCUUUUUGAAAAUCUAAAGUGCUUGGAUGUAUUAAAACAUGCAUCUCUGUUCAUUCAGCAGUCGGAUUAAACACUGAGCGGUGGGAUGUCCUCCUGCACUUAAAGUGACGCCACAGGUAGAUUGAUGAUGCUGGAACAGAGGGUCCCUCCAUAUUUUCUUCUCCAAACCAUUCUGACCAACGGCAACAAACAUUAUAUUUAAAUAUAACUGAAUAAUUCACAAUAAUUCUCAUCUUUUGGUUCUACUUUAUAAUAGGAAGCAGCUCUUUCGGAUUAAAAACAAAUCCUAUUUUCUUCCCUAAAACCGGAGCUAAAGCGUAACAGAUUGUUCUCGUGUUUGAGUCACAGCUUCAUGUCAACAUUGUUAAUACCUUUGUGAUUGUUGAAGGCACAAAUGUUAAAUCAAAAUGUAAAAAAAUAUACAUGUACAAACUA